Messenger RNA from Colletotrichum fioriniae, 900 nucleotides. RefSeq lists its product as uncharacterized. The record is from RefSeq and is a predicted model, not a curated record. NCBI's taxonomy places the organism in Eukaryota, Fungi, Ascomycota, Sordariomycetes, Glomerellales, Glomerellaceae.
AUGUCGGCGGUGCAUCUCCAACUAGAAGACCCCGGUGCGCCUCCCUUCGCUGCCAAAGUCGUCGAGAUACUCAAUGCUGCCUUCGACUCAAAGAAUACCAUCUCAGCCGAAAAGGCCGCCGCGGAAAUAAACUCGCUCUUCAUCUCAAAUUACGAAGAACAUGGCACAGCAGGUUCUUUCCUCUGGUGGUUCUGGGACCUCAUGCACGACUUAUCCCGCCAGAUCCCUUACAACCAGCGUGAACAAGAUCAGCUGGCCGCAGUCAUCAAGGCGCUCGUCUGCCUCCCGCCCAAGACCGUGACUCUUGGCGAAGAAUGGGGAGGUGCAAGAGAGAGCUCGGUCGAUGUGUGGAAGAGUCUUCCCAUGUUUGCGAAUACCUUGAACGAGACGCUUAGUGACGGCGAUCCAAGAGCUCCCAGUGAAGAAGCAAGAAAAGACCGACAGGUGAACCUGCAAGCAUACGCAGCCCGAGUCGCAGGCCUAGGUCUCGUCCCACUCGAAACAAAUGCCAUCUGGGCGCUCGUAGAUGCGCUCGAAGGCACCGUCAAGCCUGUACGCGGUGCCCCAGACGAAAUCAACUCAGAUCCAGCCGCCGUAGAGGAUAUCACACACAAGACACGCAUUGCCGCAGCUUGGAUGGUUCACGCCGGUCACCUCUUACACGGGCGCGAUGAGGUGGUCAGCGGAGCAACAGCUGGACCCCUGUGGAAGCUUGAUAAACAGGAAGCUGUGAAGAUGAGGCGCAAGUUCAAGGGGACUGAUGGGCUUUGUGCCGAACGGUGGCAGCUGUGGAAGGAGAGGUUUGCGGUCAUUCGGGAUGCUGAGGGGCUUGGUGAGAAGGCGCGGAAGGAUGCUGGAGAUGCUUACCUAGCAAUGGAAAAGAUUGAGAAGGGACAGUAG